AUGCCUCCGUCGCAAGGUCUUCCACCGAAGAAUAAUAGCUCCAUCUCUCCGCAGAGCUCCGGUGCGCCACUAUUGCCAGCUGAGCAACAAGCUCCGGACCCAUUGAGCGACGAGACUGAUAUCGACGAACGCCAAAUCGACCCGAAGACUGGUACGAGAAGGAUCUUCGGUCUUGGACUAGGAGGGAAGAAGAGGGAAGAAGGCGAGGCACAAAGUAUGGAGUCGUCACCAGCUGUCGGCAGCGGCAUGCUACCCUCCACACAAGCAGCUAUCAAUGCUAUGAGAGGCCCUUCCACUACAACAAACACUUCAGAGCGAAAAGCACAUCCACAACCUAUACCCAUCUCACCUCGCCAUCCAUACCCAUCCGCUCUCGGCGCAGCAGCCGCAUCGCCCUCUCGCCUCCGCUCCAGCUCUCCACGCCUACACAGCCCCGCCUCAAGCGAGAUCUUCGAGCGUAGCGUGCAAGAACCCAUCCCACUCUCGAAUCUCCAGGAUGAACUCUCACCGGCUCAUAUGCCCACGCAUGUCCUGACGGAAGACCAUAUCCCGCCAGCACUGGAAGCCUCGGUUGAAGCGAUCACGAGCUCGAAGUUGGGUGCGGAUGAGGUGGAGAUUGUGACUUCUUCUGCGCACCAGCCGGCUGGGGAGAAAGUGCUCGAGGGGUCCGCCAGCCAUGUUGAUCUGAGGGAGCUGCAUAAUCCAUCUGGUUUGAGGCAUGCUGGGAGUGAGACGGCGGCAGAUAUGCACAGCUCGCUUGGCCAGCUACCUUCAACUGGGAACCUCAUGGAGGAUGAGGGAGCGAGUACGUACGGCCAACUGGAUCCGAAUGAUGUGCGUCGAUUGAGCUUCAUCUCUUUUGCCGAUGUGGUGCAAACGGAGCAUCAGCAGCAAGCAGCCAGCGGAUCAUCGUUGGGUGAGCUGGGAAGUAAGGACAGUCUGCACAUGGCUAGCCCAUCCUCCUCCUUACCUGGAAGCUUUCCUACGCGAAUACAUGAGCAGCAUGCCAGCUCGCCUAUGCGCUCGCCUACGUCGCCGAAAGGCAGUCUUGGCGGUGGUGUUACCACCCCACCACUACCAGGUGUCAGCAUCAAUCCAGCUUCUGAUCAAUCGCCGGUACGAUCGACCAGUCACAUCGGAUCUCCACCAGGUCAACACGGCGAGUUGAAUAUCGAGACGAUGCGACAGGCUGUUCGUAAGACGGCUAGUGGAGAUUUGAGUGGUGUAAGGAACUCGGGCUUGAGUCCCAUCUCCUCGCCUGAUGUCGAGGGUAGUCGUAGCCGCACCAAUACCUGA
Messenger RNA from Recurvomyces mirabilis, 1296 nucleotides. RefSeq lists its product as uncharacterized. The coding region runs from base 1 to 1296 and encodes 431 amino acids. The record is from RefSeq and is a predicted model, not a curated record. The transcript has a single exon. NCBI's taxonomy places the organism in Eukaryota, Fungi, Ascomycota, Dothideomycetes, Mycosphaerellales, Teratosphaeriaceae.